AUGGGUUUUAAAGUUAGCCAACGUUGUCUAUUGUUGUUUCUUUUUCUACUCUCUAAUAAUAGUCUUCUAGUGUAUGUCAAUGGAGAAACAGAAAAGAUUAGUUGUAAUAUGUUUGAGGGCAGUUGGGUGGUGGAUCCGUCGUAUCCACUCUACAAUGCAAGUAUCUGCCCUUUCGUUGGCAAAGAGUUCGAUUGUGUUGAAAAUGGGCGCCCCGAUCAACUCUACCUGCAAUAUCGAUGGCAACCAGCUCAUGGUUGCUCGUUAUCAAGAUUUGACGGACGCAACUUUUUGGAGAAACUAAGGGGCAAGACUAUAAUGUUUGUGGGAGACUCAUUGAGCAAAAAUCAUUGGCUAUCAUUAUUAUGUAUGAUCCAUUCAUCAGUACCUUCUGAAAGUUAUGAUGUUAAUCUCUCUGCAGCCAAGGGCAUGACCACUUACACCUUUACGGGUUAUGGAGUGAAAGUCAUAUACCAUCAUAGCUUAUAUUUGGUAGAUGUUGUCAAGGCAAAAACCGGAAAGGUGUUGAAAUUGGAUUCAAUUACAAAUGGCAACCUCUGGUUGGAUGUUGAUUAUCUUAUCUUUAACACGUGGCACUGGUGGACCCGAAAGGGCCCUAAACAACCAUUUGACUAUAUACAAGAGGGAAAUAAAGUGUAUAAAGAAGGAGACAUGGAUCGUCUAGUUGCUUUCGGGAAGGCUAUUGAUACAUGGGGUCGAUGGGUUGAUGCCAAUAUUGAUCCACUUAAGUCUAAAGUUUUCUUUCAAGGGAUUUCACCUACUCAUUACAACGGCACAAAUUGGGGGGAACCACUCGCACAAGCUUGCAUAGGACAGAAAGUACCAAUUCCUGGCUCCACCUACACCGGAACACCUUCCGCCGCACUCGAGGUUUUGAAAUAUGAAUUGAAAACCAUCAAAAAACCAGUGACUUUGUUGGACAUAACUAACCUCUCGUCUAUGCGAAAAGAUGGGCAUCCAUCAACGUACGGGCUUGACAAGAAAUCUGGGAAGGAUUGCAGUCAUUGGUGCCUAGCCGGAGUUCCUGAUACUUGGAAUAUUUUACUCUACAAUAUUCUUAUGUUAUAAAAAUUGAAGCAACAAUAGUUAGUUGUUGGAUUGUUAUAUAGAAAAUAGUUAGAUAAGAUACGAUGUUUGUGUUUGUAAUCUUAAUAAAGAUAGUGCAGAUAUAUCUCCAUAUAAGUUAUACGAUUAGUUUUAAUAA
Erigeron canadensis is the source of this 1222-nucleotide messenger RNA. RefSeq names its product protein trichome birefringence-like 41. Bases 1 to 1086 code for a protein of 361 amino acids. The record is from RefSeq and is a predicted model, not a curated record. Gene Ontology annotation, molecular function: O-acetyltransferase activity. Gene Ontology annotation, cellular component: Golgi apparatus. The transcript is spliced from 5 exons. Lineage: Eukaryota; Viridiplantae; Streptophyta; Magnoliopsida; Asterales; Asteraceae.